AUGGACGGUGAAGAAGCUUUCUUAUGCGGGCAGAAUCGAAUUGGUGGGGAGCAUUGUUGUGGGAUUGAUUGGCUAUUGGUCUCAAUAGAUUGUCCUCCCAAAGAAGUCAAGGCCGCGGGAGUAAGAAGGUUAAGUGGAAUUAGUUUGAGGAAUUGCGUGGAGUGGAACAAAGUUGUCACAUAUAAGCACUUAUUGGCGAUCCAAGGAAAGCAAGAGUCGUUGUGGGUUAAGUGGGUUCACUCUAGGUUCAUGAAAAACGAACCUAGUAUAUGGACAAGCAAAGUGAAGGAUGGCAUGGCAUGGUCUGUAAAGAAGAUUAUAAAAUUGAAAAAUAGCGUUGCUUCAAUCUUUGACAUUCGACUUGGGGAUGGACGGGGUACUCUCUUUUGGCAUGAUCUGUGGUUUGAGAGCCGACCACUUAUUGAUAGAGAAGAGUUCCGAGGGAGGAGAAUUAGGAGAGACUGUGCGACUGCCACGGCUGAUGUUCAUUUGUGGAAUGCCGAAGAGUAUGGAAAGUUAAAGUCUAACAAGAUUUGGAAUGUUAUAAGGGAAAGAGGUCAAGUUGUUAAUUGGGCAGAUCUUGUUUGGUCUUCUAAAGUCAUCCCAAGGUAUCGUUUCAUUCUUUGGUUGACUUUUCGUAGAAGACUUAACACUCGGGAUCGAAUUCAAGCUUACAUUGACAUUCCGGAUGUUAGUUGCUUACAUUGUGAUGGAAAUGUAGAGAUGAUUGAUCACUUACUCGGGGGCUGUCCGUUUACAAGGCAUGUGUGGAAUAAGUUCACUUCGGCGAUGUCUAUUUUGAGCUUUCCGGAGUCGUGGGAGGAGAUUAUAGCUACUGCCCAAGAUAGAACUAAGGCAAACAAAUUUCCAGCAAACGCUUUUAAGUGCAGUUUUGCCUCUAUCGUGUAUCAUGUUUGGGCCGAAAGAAACGCACGAGUGUUUGGAAGAGUGCGACGAAGUGUUGACCAAGUUUGGAGUGAUAUUGUCUUUCAUUGCGGGGCACUUAUGAGGACAUGGAGGAGGAUCCCUAAAGGCGAACACGAAUGGAAUUUUUGUCGGGAUUGUAAGAUAUCAUACGAGGAAGUCACUUCUUUUAAAAAAUUUAAAGUGAGAUAA
Messenger RNA from Impatiens glandulifera, 1116 nucleotides. RefSeq lists its product as uncharacterized. The coding region runs from base 1 to 1116 and encodes 371 amino acids. The record is from RefSeq and is a predicted model, not a curated record. Lineage: Eukaryota; Viridiplantae; Streptophyta; Magnoliopsida; Ericales; Balsaminaceae. The transcript is spliced from 3 exons.